AUGUCUGCAUUUGCGACGUGGCAGUACUGUGGGGAGCCGGGCGAAGGGCAGAAGGCUGCGCUAGUUCAGUUUUCAAAUGGGAAACUCCAGAAUUCUGAAAAUGUGAAUUUUUCAUUAUAUAAGAGCAAAGAUACCACUAACCCCAGGAAGAAGUUCAGACGGAUACUGGCUGCUGAAACAGACAGACUUUCCUAUAUAGGAAAUAACUUUGGUAGUGGAGCACUGAAAUGCAACAAUUUAUGCAGGUACUUUGUUGGCGUUUUGAAUAAGAACUCUGGCCAAAUGGAAAUAUAUGAUGCUGAAUUGUUUAAUAUGCAACCAGUAUUUUCAGAUGACUUGAAGGAUAGUGAAACAACAUUAAGAAAUCAGACCAAAUCUUACAGAGAUCAGGUGGACUUCUGCAUUGAGGCCUUUGGGACCACCAAACAGAAGCGAGCUUUGAGCUCCAGAAGGAUGAACAAAGUUGGUAGUGAAACUUUAAACAUAGCUGUGGCCAAAGCAGCUGAAAAUAUCAUAGAUGAAAAGGGGGUCACUGCUCUCGUUAAUGAUGCAGCCCAAGAUGACAUGCAAGAUGAAUCUGCCUACUUGCCCCCAUGCCAUACUGAUGGUGUCAAGCCAGAGGAAAUUUAUAAAUUUGAAGACCUUAUUUCUCCUGCAGAAUAUAAAGCACUUCAGGACCCAUCUGAAGUGCUAAAAAAUGUUACAUCUGAAGAAAUAGUGAAAAUGAUAGAAGAGAAAAGCUACUGUCCUUUUGUAAUAGAAGCCUUGAAGUCCUUGCCCUUAAAUGAGGAGAGCCGGGACCACAAGGCUCGAUGUCUGUGGUUUUUAAACAUCCUCAUCAAAUUCAGAUCCCAGACUGUGAUUAAAAAGAAAAAUUCAUUGGGACCUGAUGUGCCACAUAUUAUUAAUACCAAACUCCUCAAGAAUUUUACUAGUUUGACUUACAACAAUGGCAGUUUACGGAACUUAAUUUCUGACUCAAUGAAAGCUAAAAUAACAGCCUAUGUAAUUGCACUGGCUUUACACAUUGAUGAUUUCCAGACUGACCUGACAAUGCUACAGAGGGACAUGAAACUCAGUGAAAAAAGGAUAAUUGAGAUUGCUAAAGCCAUGAGGCUGAAAAUUUCUAAAAAGAAGUUAUCUUUAGAAUCUGGAAGUGAAGAGCACCACAAGAUAGGAACUCUGUCCAUUCCCCUGCCUGCCUUACCACACCGAAAAAGAAGGUAAAGGCCCAUGGAGCUUUAGGGUUCCAAGGGACACAGCCACACUGAAGAAUGGAAACCCUGGCCUGCCCCAGCUUGGCAUCUGGAUUCUGAUGCCAUUGCUUUCUCUUUUUUCAAGCAGCCAUUUGUUUUUGUGUAUAGCCAGAGACAGGCACCUUGGUUCUUUGGGACCAAAUUAUUUAUAAAAAUGAUAAAGGA
Molecule: messenger RNA, 1421 nt
Organism: Gracilinanus agilis (Agile Gracile Mouse Opossum)
Lineage: Eukaryota; Metazoa; Chordata; Mammalia; Didelphimorphia; Didelphidae
Gene: POLR1E
Product: RNA polymerase I subunit E
Exons: 12
Coding region: 1-1227 (408 amino acids)
Biological process (GO): RNA polymerase I preinitiation complex assembly; nucleolar large rRNA transcription by RNA polymerase I; transcription elongation by RNA polymerase I
Cellular component (GO): RNA polymerase I complex
Molecular function (GO): DNA binding
Source: RefSeq, a predicted model, not a curated record